Messenger RNA from Plasmodium coatneyi, 3543 nucleotides. RefSeq names its product KIR-like protein. The coding region runs from base 1 to 3543 and encodes 1180 amino acids. NCBI's taxonomy places the organism in Eukaryota, Apicomplexa, Aconoidasida, Haemosporida, Plasmodiidae. The transcript has 8 exons. The record is from RefSeq and is a predicted model, not a curated record.
AUGUCAGAUACGGCACCAUUGAAUCCGUCCAAUGAAAGAAGUUUCCCUUCAUAUAAAAAUUUCUAUGAGAAAUUCGAAAGCAGCAAGGAAACAAAAUGUACAGAUAGUGAUCCUUGCGGCAGAGAAGUAGAAACUUAUGGCUUGAAUAGUAGGAAUCUUAGGAGGCAUGAGGCAAAAAUUAAGAGUGCACUGGCCUAUAUAUACAAAGAGUACAGAACAAAUAAAAAAUCACCCGAAAGUGAAGCGCGCCACUUUCUAUAUUAUUGGUUAGGUGAUAAAAUAUCUAAGAAUGCAAUAGAGGCAAAGCCCAAUUUUCACACUGCCAUACGUCUUAUUUGCAGCGCUAUAAAUAGUCCCCCUGAGAAAGAAUCAUGUGAAAUUCCCUGUGAUAAUCCUACAGAAGCUAUUUUCCCCCACAGGAAAAAAAUAUUCGACUAUACUUACGACUAUGACACCAUAGAAAAGGACUUACAGACUGAUGAUUCCGAUUGUAAGGGUAAAUGGUCAAGUUAUCUAGAGGAAAUUGAUAAAGCAUGUACUGCUGUAAGGGGUGAUUGCACAACAAAGACAAAUCCGGGGGAGAAGGAAUAUUGUGAAAAAUUCGAAGCGACGUACGGUGUAUAUUGUAAGGCGGCGAAACUUCCAAAAAUGCAGUGUGAAUUAAAAUCUACACAAGAAAAAAUGGAACGCGAAGGACAAUCAGCAGCUUCCAGAGCAGAAGCAGAAUUAAAUGAAGCUGUUCGUUCCGCCACCACCACUUCUUCCCUUUCUUCCAUAAUCGGCACCUUAGGAUUCACGAUUGCCCCUUUCUUAUUAUACAAACCGACCGAUCCAACAAGUUUCCCUUCAUACAAGGAUUUCUAUCAGGAAUUCAAAGACAGCAAGGAAACGCAGUGUGACAAUGGAAAUGGUUGCAGCACAGAAGUACAACAGUAUUCCUUGGGAACUAAGGGUCUCGGAGGGCAUGAGUUCCAUGUUCAGAAAGCAUUGGCCUACUUACUCAAAACAUACGGAGACAAGGGAAGUAAGAAAUCACUGGAAUGUACAGCACGCCAUUUCUUUUAUUAUUGGUUAGGGGAUAUAAUAUCUAAUGGCAACUGGAAAAGUAGCAAUUUCCCAGCUGACAUAAGUGUUAUUUGCAGAGCUAUAAAUCAGCCUUCUGGGAAACAGCCAUAUGGAAUUCCCUGUGAUAAUCCUGACAAAGAAAUCUUCAGUAAAAGGAAAGCCAUAUUCGAUUAUUCGUACAACUACAGCAGGAUAAAGGAAAUUUUAGAAAAUGGUGGACCCAAUUGUAAUAGGGGCUGGUUGAACUACCUAAAGGAUGUGUCCAUAGCAUGCCAAGAUGUAGAAAAAGAUUGCGCAGGAAGGAAGGAAGAAAAUGAGGGAAGGGUAUAUUGUGAAGAAUUCAAAACAAAAUACGUCCAAUAUUGUAAUACGGCGAAGCUCUCAGAACUGAAAUGUGAAUUAAAAUUUGCACAAGAAAGAAUAGCCAAUUUUUAUAAUAAAUUCGAAAAAGGCGCAGAAGAGUAUGGGGGGAAUUACGGACAAGAAAUAAAGGCGGUCAUAGAGGCAGGAAACAAAUUUAAGAAUUAUACGAAACAAAUUUUGAGAGCACUGGGCUAUGUGUGCAAAGUAUACGGAGAAAGUAAAAAACCAUCGAAUAAUGUGCCCUACCAUUUCUUGUACUAUUGGUUGGGGGAAAAAUUAUCUGAGGUUAAAGAGAACGAUAGUUUAUUUGGAGCGGACAUAAGUAAUAUUAGCGGAAAGGUAAAUAAUUACUGUGCAGAGGGAAAUGGAGUAGUAUGUGGAAUUCCCGAUGAUCGUCCUGACAGGAAAACAUUCAAUGAUAUGAAAAUAAUAUUCGACUUUUGGUAUGACUAUGGUGCCAUACGAACUCUGCUAGAGAAUAGUACGCCCAAGGUUGUUGGUAAAUGUAAAAGUUAUAUGGACGCCGUCAAUAAUGCUACCAGUGGAGUGGGAACGUAUUGUCACGAACCUACGGGGAAGAACUACUGUCAAAACUUUUGGACAGGACAGAGUAAGGAGGACAUUGAGCAAAAACUGAGAGAAUUGUAUACUGCCUUAGAAUUAGCACAGCAAAAAAUAGCACAGGAAGCACAAGCAGCAUCCGCCAGAACCGACGAAGCCGUACGUUCUGCCACCACCACCUCUUCCAUCUCUUCCAUAUUAGGCACAUUAGCAGUCACCACGGCUCUUCCAUUCUUUUUAUAUAAAUAUAAACUUCUACCCUCUUGGUUUGGUAACAAUUCUAAUGGAAGAAGCAGAAAGAAAAGGUCUACCGCACGAAACCCUGAUACGUUCACAGAAGACAGCUUAACGUACGAUUCCACGGACACUUCCACAAUAGGUUCAACGGAUCUAGCCGAAAAUUCUACAGUGCGCUCUGGCGUGUACACUACACCGUCCACAAGACAGUCUACGGAGAGGACAAAUAAUGCACCAGGUCGUCAGAAUAUAGGUUACCAAAAUAUUAAAUUCCAGGGAAGCACGAAUGAUUGUGCAGGUGAAUGCAGGGCUCAUUUGGAGUUUAGUGUAAAACCUUUUUCGGGUGAAAGGAUUUCGGAAAAUGAACUCUGGAGGGCUUGCUGUGCCUUAUCUGAAGUGGACGCACAGGACCCGUACUAUGGGGAACGUUAUAAUUUCCUUUAUUAUUGGAUUGGAGACAAAUUAUGGGAGCAAGUGAAAAGUACCAAAGGGGACAGCGGAUUCUUGGGCCCUCUAAAUAUGAUUUGCAAAGAUAUACAGGGUGCGCAUAAAGGUGGGGGACAUAAGAUUAUUUGUGAAAGUAUUCGCAGUGAAACUUUUCACAAUAGAAAAAGGGUUCAUGAUUAUUCUUAUGAUUAUAAUUACGUAGAAGGUGUGUUAAAGGAUGUUGAAUCCAAUUGUGACCCACAGUGGUCGGCUUACCUAAAGGAAGUUUCCACAGCAUGUAAGGCUGUGGAGGCAAAAUGCACGGCAGGGCACGAAUAUAGUAAGGAUGAAUACUGUUCCGCCUUUAACAAUAAGUACAGAGUUUAUUGCCGUGCUGCGGAACUGUCUAAACUGAAAUGUAAACCACCAACUGCAGAAGUAAAGGAUGAGGCAUGUUCCUGCAAGGAUAAGGAAUUACAGAAUCAGCAGCUAUCAAAUCAAUUAUCUCAAACUCAGGAAAACUUGCGUGGUGCCACCACCACAGCAAGCAUCACCUCUAUCUUUGGCACCUUAGCAACUACGGCUCUUCCAUAUCUAUUAUAUAAGUAUAAACCAUGGUCUUCUUGGUUUGGUAACCAUUCAAAUGGAGGGAGAAAUAGAAGAGGAAAAAGAUCAGCCGGACACGAAUUUGAUACGUUAACGUACGAUUCAACGGACACUUCCACAAUAGGUCCAACAGAAAGUUCCACAGUAAGUUCCUCUGCUGCCAAAUACACAAAACAGCUUGCCAGAGGAAGAGAAGGAAAAGCGAAUAAUAGUACGCCGGGUCACCGGAACAAUGUAGGUUACAGUCGCAUAAGAAAUUAUCCUGAACAAGUCAAAAUAAAGUGA